Molecule: messenger RNA, 1430 nt
Organism: Mytilus californianus (California mussel)
Lineage: Eukaryota; Metazoa; Mollusca; Bivalvia; Mytilida; Mytilidae
Product: heat shock 70 kDa protein 12A-like
Exons: 8
Coding region: 450-1430 (326 amino acids)
Molecular function (GO): ATP-dependent protein folding chaperone; ATP binding
Source: RefSeq, a predicted model, not a curated record
CAAACAGUGAAAAAUCCAGAGAAAAAUGGAUACAAGCUAUACAAGCAGUUCAAAACAGUCAGUUUAGUAAGACAAUGUUUAGUAGUUUUUAUCUACCAGACAUGCCAGACGAACUAGCUGAAUUAGAUGGUACAUGCGAUAAUUCCGCUGGACAGUCCAUUGACGAAAUCAAGGAAUUAGCAUCAUCAUCAGAAGCAAGAAAGUCUGAGCGCAUGUCUGAAUUAUUAGAAGUUCCAAAAAAACCUAUACAGGUAGUUGCAGCAAUUGACUUCGGAACGACAUUUUCUGGUGCUGCAUUUUCGACAAAAUCAUCGUUUGAAAGCAAUCCUCUAAGGGUUGAGAAUAUAAAACUAUAAAAGAAGAAAGCAUAUCACAAAACACAAACAUCGGUGAUUUUCAACGCAGAAGAAUUUGUAGCAUUCGGAGAACAAGCAGAAAGAAAAUAUAAGAUGUUAUUAUUAAGAGGACAGGCAGACGAUUUGUUCUUCUUCCGAAACUUCAAAAUGCAACUUCAUGGUGAGAAACUUUCCAAAAGUAUGAAACUGCGCACAAUAGAUGGAAAGGAAAAGAGUUGUAUUACUGUGAUUGCUGCUUGUAUUGUACACAUUAAAGAAAAGGCAAACGAAAGAAUAAAGCAGAUGAACACAAGUAUUGAAGAUGUUGAUAUACAUUGGGUAUUAACGGUACCUGCCAUUUGGAGUGAACAAGCCCGACAUUUUAUGAUUAAAGCAGCUGAAAAGACAGGAAUAGACAGGGACAACAUGUCACUUGCUCUCGAACCAGAAUGUGCAGCGGUCUAUUGCAAGCAUGAUGAGUUGGUGAGAGACGAAGACCAAAGGAAUUCAGCACUACAGUUUUUUAGACCUGGUUCAAAGUUUAUGGUUGUGGACCUAGAAGGUGGAACCGUAGAUAUAACGGUAUCCGAAGUUUUGGAAUCUGGAAAAAUGAAGGAAAUCAGUAAGGCAUCGGGAGGUAAAUGGGGUGGUGAUACCAUCAAUAAGAAAAUCGUAGAUGUGCUAAAUGACAUAUUUGGGCAACACAUGCACAGAUUGCGGUCCGAAGAAAUGAAUUCUUAUUUGGAAUUGCUUGCUGACAUUGAAUCUGCGAAAAGAGAAUAUGACGAAGAGGAUGACUUUACUCUUAGAUUGCCAGAGUUUUUACAGAAGCAGGUAAACGUUGGGGAAUUAUCGAAAAAAUUUGGAAACAACAUCGUAAUAGGCAAAGGAGAAAAGCAUAUACUAUUUUCCCAGGAAAUGAUGAAGGGCAUUUUCAAUAAAUGCAUUUCUGACAUAACUAAGCAUAUAGUUGGUUUGUUACAAGAAGCAAUUGAAGUUUCCGAAAUUAUACUUGUCGGUGGAUAUGCUUCGUCGCCAAUAAUACAGACCGCUUUCGAAGAAGAAGUAUUGAAAUAUGAUGUUAAUGCUUACUAG